CCGAGCGGAGCGGAGCCGGGAGACCCGAGUGCGCGCUGCCCGGAGCCGGGAGGGAGCGGAUGGGCCAUGGAGGCGCCGCGGAGCGGGCUGGCGGCUAUCUGGUACCUCGGGCUGCUGGGGAGCCUGGCGCGCGUCGCGGGCACGCACUACCGCUACCUGUGGAGGGGCUGCUACCCAUGCCAUCUGGGCCAGGCCGGCUACCCCGUGAGCGCCGGCAACCCGAGGCCAGAUGUGGACGAGUGCCAGGUGCACAACGGCGGCUGCCAGCACCGGUGUGUGAACACCCCAGGCUCCUACUUCUGUGAGUGCAAGCCCGGCUUCCGUCUCCACGCGGACGGCAGGACCUGCCUGGCCAUCAACUCCUGCGCCAUGGGCAAUGGUGGCUGCCAGCACAACUGCAUCCAGCUCACAGUGACCCAGCAUCGCUGCCAAUGCCGGCCUGAGUUCCAGCUCCAGGAGGAUGGCAGGCGCUGCAUCCGGAGAAACCCGUGUGCGAACAGGAACGGCGGCUGCAUGCACAGGUGCCGGGCACUCCGGGGCGUUGCCCACUGCGAGUGCCACGCGGGCUACCAGCUGGCAGCGGACCACAAGGCCUGCGAAGAUGUGGAUGAAUGUGCCACGGGCCUGGCCCAGUGUGCCCACGGCUGCCUCAACACGCAUGGCUCCUUCAAGUGUGUGUGCAAUGCGGGCUACGAGCUGGGUGCUGAUGGCCGGCAGUGCUACCGGAUCGAGAUGGAGAUCGUGAACAGCUGUGAGGCGGACAACGGCGGCUGCUCCCACGGCUGCAGCCACAGCAGUGCGGGCCCCGUCUGCACCUGCCCCCGUGGCUACGAGCUGGACGAGGACCAGAGGACGUGUAUCGACGUCGACGACUGUGCCGCCUCCCCCUGCUGCCAGCAGGUUUGCACCAACAGCCCCGGUGGCUACGAGUGCAGCUGCUAUGCCGGCUACCGGCUCAGUGCGGAUGGCUGCGGGUGUGAGGACGUGGAUGAGUGCGCCUCCAGCCGCGGCGGCUGUGAGCACCGCUGCGCCAACCUGCCCGGCUCCUUCCAGUGCUCCUGCGAGGCUGGCUACCGGCUGGAUGAGGAUCGCAGGGGUUGCACCUCCCUGGAGCUGCCCGAGCUGGUCCUGGACGGCCACCUGCCCCUGGGGCGGCCCCCGCUGCAUGUCGCGGUGCUCCAGGACGCGCUGCCCCAACUCUUGCAAGAUGACUACGUUGGGGCUGAGGAGGAAGAGGCCGAGGCGCGGGGCGAACACACACUGCAGGAAAAGUUUGUCUGCCUGGACGAUACCUUUGGCCCAGACUGCAGCUUGACCUGCGACGACUGCAGGAAUGGGGGAACCUGCCUCCCCAGCCUGGACGGCUGUGACUGCCCCGACGGUUGGACCGGGCUCAUCUGCAAUGAGACUUGUCCUCCGGACACCUUCGGGAAGAACUGCAGCCUCUCCUGCAGCUGUCAGAACGGCGGGACCUGUGACCCUGUGACGGGGGCCUGCCGCUGCCCCCCGGGGGUCAGCGGAGCCCGCUGUGAGGAUGGCUGCCCCAAAGGCUUCUAUGGCAAGCACUGCCGUAAGAAGUGCCACUGUGCCAACCGGGGCCGCUGCCACCGCCUCUAUGGGGCCUGCCUCUGUGACCCGGGGCUGUAUGGCCGCUUCUGUCACCUGGCCUGCCCACCGUGGGCCUUUGGGCCGGGCUGCUCGGAGGAGUGCAAGUGUGAGCAGCAGAACACGCAUGCGUGCGAUAAGAGGGACGGCAGCUGUGCCUGCAAGGCGGGCUUUGGGGGCGAGCGGUGCCAGGAUGAGUGCCAGCUGGGCUUCUUUGGGCCAGGGUGCCGACAGGCGUGCACCUGCCCCCUGGGCGUGGCCUGCAACCCUGUCAGUGGCGAGUGUGGGAAGCAGUGUCCCGCUGGCUACCAUGGGGAGAACUGCAGCCAAGAGUGCCCGGCGGGGACGUUUGGCCAGAACUGCUCAGGCUCCUGCUCCUGUGGGGGCGCCCCCUGCGACCGGGUCACAGGGCAGUGUCUGUGCCCGCCGGGGAGGACCGGGGACGACUGUGGGGCAGAUUGUCCCGAGGGCCGCUGGGGGCUUGGCUGCCAGGAGAUCUGCCCGCCGUGUGAGCACGAUGCCACCUGUGCACCAGAGACUGGAGCCUGCCUGUGCCGCCCUGGCUUCACGGGCAGCCGCUGCCAGGACGCCUGCCCUGCCGGCUGGUUUGGGCUCGGCUGCCAGACGCGGUGCUCCUGUGCCAACGAUGGGCUCUGCCACCCGGUGACCGGCCGGUGCAGCUGUGCCCCUGGGUGGACAGGCCUCAGCUGCCAGAGAGCCUGUGACAGCGGCCACUGGGGACCCGACUGCAGCUACGCCUGCAACUGCAGUGUGGGCCACGGGGGCUGUGAUGCCGUCAGUGGCCUGUGUGUGUGUGAAGCCGGCUAUGUGGGCCUGCGGUGUGAGCAGCGGUGUCCCCAGGGCUACUUUGGGCCGGGCUGUGGGCGGCAGUGCCAGUGUGAGCACGGGGCGGCCUGUGACCACGUCAGCGGGGCCUGCACCUGCCCUGCCGGCUGGAGGGGCACCUUCUGUGAGCGAGCCUGCCCGGCCGGCUUCUUCGGAGUGGACUGUGGCCACGCCUGUGACUGCAGUGCUGGAGUCCCCUGUGAUCCCGUGAGCGGCUCCUGCCUCUGUCCUGCUGGCCGCCAGGGCCCCCGCUGUGCUCAGACCUGCCCAGCCCACACAUUCGGCCAUAACUGCAGCCAGGCCUGCUCCUGCUUUAAUGGGGCCCCCUGUGACCCUGUUCACGGACAGUGCCGCUGUGGCCCUGGCUGGACGGGGCCCACCUGCCUGCACGCCUGCCCAGAGGGCCUCUAUGGCAAGGACUGUCAGCACUCCUGCCUGUGCCAGAACGGGGGCACCUGUGACCCGGUCUCAGGUCACUGCACCUGCCCAGAGGGCUGGGCCGGCCUGGCCUGUGAGAAGGAGUGCCUCCCGGGGGUCUUUCAAGCCGGCUGCCCACACAGCUGCGGGUGCCUCAAUGGUGGCCUCUGUGACCCGCACACCGGCUACUGCCUCUGCCCAGCCGGCUGGACUGGGGACAAGUGCCAGAGCCCUUGUCCUGAGGGCGCCUUCGGGGUCCGCUGUGAGGAGCGCUGUGCCUGCCGGUGGGGUGCCGCCUGCCACCCCGUCACCGGGGCCUGCCUCUGCCCCCCAGGGUGGAGGGGCCCGCGGUGUGAGAACGCCUGCCCACCCGGCUGGUUUGGAGAGGCCUGUGCCCAGCGCUGCCAGUGCCACCCGGGCGCCGCCUGCCACCACGUCACCGGGGAGUGUCACUGUCCCCCAGGCUUCACAGGGCCCAGCUGUGAGCAAGCCUGCCCACCUGGCACCUUUGGGGAGCGCUGUGGGCAGCAGUGCCACUGCCCCGGCGAGAACCAGGCCUGCCACCCUGCCUCGGGGGCCUGCGUGUGCGCCCCCGGCUUCCACGGCACCGGCUGCCAGCAACGGUGCCCGCCUGGGCGGUUCGGGCCUGGCUGUGAGCUGCUGUGUGGGUGUCUCAACGGGGGCUCCUGUGAUGCAGCCACCGGGGCCUGCCACUGCCCUGCCGGGUUCCUUGGGACCGACUGCAGCCUCGUCUGUCCACAUGGCCACUUUGGCCCCGGCUGUGCCCACGUGUGCGGGUGUGGGCAGGGGGCGGCCUGUGACCCCGCGACCGGCAGCUGCUCCUGCCCGCCCGGGAGGACCGGCAUCCACUGUGAGCACGGCUGCCCCCAGAACCGAUUUGGUGUGAACUGCGAGCAUGCGUGCUCCUGCAGGAAUGGGGGCCUGUGUGACUCCAUCAAUGGCAGCUGCUCCUGCAGCCUGGGCUGGACGGGGCCACACUGCGAGCUGGCCUGCCCCGCCGGGCGCUACGGUGCUGCCUGCAGCCUCGAGUGCUCCUGCCACAACCGCGGGGCCUGUGAGCCCACAUCGGGGGCCUGCCGCUGUGGCCCCGGCUUCUAUGGCCAGGCCUGCGAGCACCCCUGUCCCCCCGGCUUCCAUGGGGCUGGCUGCCAGCAGACAUGCCAGUGUCAGCAUGGUGCCCCCUGCGACCCCGUCAGCGGCCGGUGCCUCUGCCCUGCCGGCCUCCACGGCCAGUUCUGCGAGCGGGGGUGUGAGCCGGGCUCGUUCGGAGAGGGCUGCAGCCAGCAGUGUGACUGCGAGCUUGGGGUGCCCUGUGACCCCAUCACCGGCCUCUGCCUGUGUCCCCCGGGGCGCACGGGGACCUCCUGUGACCUGGGCUGCAGGAGGGGCUUCUUUGGGCCGGGCUGUGUCCUACGCUGCUCCUGCGGGGGCGGGGCCGACUGCGACCCUGUCAGUGGGCAGUGCCUCUGCGUGGACGGCUACACAGGGCCCACGUGCCGGCAGGGUGGACCCUCCCAGCUCCUGGAGAGCCUGUCUCCAGCCCUGGGCCCAGCGGCCCUACAACCAACCUCCUACCAGACCCGGGCUCAGCAGCAGCCUAGAGAAGCACUAGCUCAGGGGCAGCCCCCGCUGAGGCUUGGCUCCCAGGGGCCACUGAGGGGACCUGGGGACUUUGGUGACCACUGAGGAGGGACAUGCGGGGGCCAGGACUCCGGCCCCACCCUGGUCUCCGAGGCCUGUGGACAGUGGUGCAGCCUUCAGCUCUGCAAGGAUCUUCUGACCACGAGGAUGGAGGCCCUGCCUGGCCCGCCCUGAGGAUCAUAGUGUGGAGGAAACCCCACCUGCCGUGUCCCCGGGGUGAGACUGCGGGCAGGUGCGGGGACAGGUGCGGGUCUGGAGCCCUUCCUGGGAGCAAGUUCUUCUGGUGCUAGGCCUGGGUCUGCUGCAGUUCAGCCUGUUUACCUGGAAACAGAUGCUGGUGCUAGGCCGGGCCAUAUUUAUGGAAGGUAUUUAUGGGCAGCCAGCCCCUGGGCACUGGAGGGCUGCCUGCCUGCUGCCCCACCUGGGGGGCCUUGACUCGGGCCUCUGGGUGGGGCUUCGCUACCCUGUAAAACCAGUAAGUUAAGGAUGGAGCAGCUCCUUCUUGGAGGCCUGUAUGCUUGCUGCUUUGUACAGGCUCCCUGUGGUGGCCUCCUGGGACCGCUGGCAUGAGUGGGCUGACCAGAGAGGCCCGUGAGGCCCCUGGGCCUCCCUGGGUGCCACACAAGCAAAGUCGGGGUUUAUCCCGGUUCCUGGUGCUCUUGAGGGCGUGGGGCCCAGAGACGUGUGGUCCCCAGGGGAGGAGGGCAGGGUGCAGCUAAGGGCAGCUUGGGUGUGGCACACUGCGCCCCCUGCCCUGUCUUCAGGGUAGAACCAGGGGAAAUGGUUGGACCCAGAUUGUCACACCAGACACUUAGGUCUGGGCUGGAGCCCCCUCCCCUCCAGCAUGAGCCCAGGUAGCUGAUAGCUCCAGGGGCAAAGAAUCUCAUGGGGCAAAGCAGGGUGGGUUCUCGUGAACCCUGUCCCCUUAGACGGACAGCGAGUGGACAGGCCACUGUUUUAAGACUUUGAGGUACAUAAAUAGCAUCCAUAUCCCAGAAAGCAUCAGGAUAUGCAGAAAGUGCAGGGAUAAUGGGAUGCAGGUCAAGAAGGACCAUCGUCAGGACUGGGCGUGGAGUGAGUGGAGGCUGGCG
Molecule: messenger RNA, 5621 nt
Organism: Dama dama (fallow deer)
Lineage: Eukaryota; Metazoa; Chordata; Mammalia; Artiodactyla; Cervidae
Gene: MEGF6
Product: multiple EGF like domains 6
Exons: 35
Coding region: 67-4575 (1502 amino acids)
Molecular function (GO): calcium ion binding
Source: RefSeq, a predicted model, not a curated record